CGAGGGGGUCUGGGUCUCGCGGCCGUGCCCCCCCGAUGCGGAGCGCCGCAGCCGGCGCGAUCACGGAGGCCUGCGGAAGUCUCUCGGGCAGCCCCCCGAGUCCUCCCAAUGGAAGCUCCAGGGCCCAGGCUCCCAAAGAAGGGCCCCAAGAGCGAUCCAAGCACUCGCCCCGUGGGCAGACGACCUUGGACUUUGCAUCCGAAUGCAUGAUGCGCGAAUGACGAGAAGACUAUACCGUGCUGACGGGAGGCUACACGGGAGGCCCUACGGCGAGCCUUACUGGACACCAUGCGGGAUAUCGCGCGGGAGACCAUGUGAGAGACCAUACGGGAGACCACGGGCUAUACGCCAUCGAGUCCGGCUCUUGAGGAGCUCACAGGCGCUCCAGAAGGAUCGUGGAGCUUGGCUCUCGGCGACGCCGUGGACACUGUCCGUGCCUCGAGCUCGCUGCGCAGUGAUGCUGCUCAGCGUGGCCAGCGGCAGCGCGUUGCAAGCAGUGACUUGCGCCACUGAUGGGCUGGAUCGGGCUGGCAUUGGUGGGCACACCUCGCUGUGCCAAGACUCGAGCAGACAUUCUGGCAAGCCUGGCGUCAGACAAAAUGGCCUCGGAUGAGAACAAGGCCGAGGAGGAGGCCGAGGAGGAAAGGGAAGAGGAGGGGAGAAAGGGGAUGUGGUUCCAGCGCACCUCCUGGCCGGAAAUGCGUACGUAGAGUGAAGAGGCACGCGCAAACUGGCAGGCAGCUCGGGAGGCCAGCACGGCGAGGCCAGCUCUCAAGCCUCGGGCUGCCGCCACCAGAAGAAGACGAAGUCCAUGCAGAUCGCGGCCGAGGCCGCACCGAGAAGCCACGGACGCCCCGCACUUCCUUCUUCCUGAACCUGGGCCUUCGGCAGGCCCAGCAGCCACCACGCCCGCUCCUCCUCCUUGCGCGGGGGACGUCGGCUGCCCGGCCUCGCCGACCCCGGCCGCGCGUGUGCCCUGCACCCUCCUGGCCUGGCCAGGGAGGCAUGUACACACCCAUCCCGGGAGGACAACGAGGUACCGACACGCGUUCCACCAGCGCAAGCGAGCCUUUUGGCGAAAGAGGAGGUGGAGGGGAGGGGGAGGAGGAGAGGGGAGGGGGUGACACAAGCAGCCCCAGCGCUGGGCUGCGUCACAAAGGAGGUACCGAUACACACCGCUACUCCCCGGACCUCUCCGGGGGUGCGUUCUAACCAAAAUUUCGAAGCGAAUGUGGCCACAGUGACGAGGCAAGGGCAGCGGCAUCGGUACUCCUAUCUCUUCUGAAAUCCUGGGAGGUUUUUCAUGUUUGUGUUUGCCUCAGUAUUUCUUGUCUUACUUCCACUACCGG
Messenger RNA from Prorocentrum cordatum, 1349 nucleotides. The record is from the annotation of a GenBank genome assembly. Lineage: Eukaryota; Dinophyceae; Prorocentrales; Prorocentraceae.